Messenger RNA from Puccinia graminis f. sp. tritici CRL 75-36-700-3, 1790 nucleotides. RefSeq lists its product as uncharacterized. The record is from RefSeq and is a predicted model, not a curated record. NCBI's taxonomy places the organism in Eukaryota, Fungi, Basidiomycota, Pucciniomycetes, Pucciniales, Pucciniaceae. The transcript has 5 exons. The coding region runs from base 46 to 1641 and encodes 531 amino acids.
GAGGAAGAAAAGAAACCAAAAAACCAAAAACCAAACAAACCAACGAUGGAACACCAUCACCUCUUCCAACAACAACAAAUCAACCUCAACUUAGACCCACACCUCAUCAAACUCACCUACCACCAACACAUCGACCAAUCACUACUCAACCAACAACACCACAAACCAUUAACCAGCCAACAACAUCAACACAACAACCAACAACAACAACAAACCAUCUCAGAAGAACUACUCACCAAAGAACAGCCAGAGACAAAUGACUUCAAUACUGAAACCAUCAAACUAGAACCUCAAGAAGACCAUCAAUCCAUCCUCCACCCACUCGAGAUCAUCCUCCCAACCAAUCGAUUCCUAUUUCCUGAAUCUGAACAAUCAUUCACAUUUCAUCCAACUCAACUUCAACACAUCCAUCGCAUCCGCCAAGAAAAUCAAACCUCAACAAUUCAGCCGAGAUCUCAUCAUGUCGUCUCAAUCGGCAAGAUCCCAUCCGCCCCUGGAACUCAAACCGGGAAACCAUUCGACGAUGGAUUCACAUUUCUUAUCCCUCCUUCGCCCCCUUCAAAAAAUUCGAAUCUCCACGACCAGUCAAUCCAGUCUGUCGGAUUACCUCAACUGGAUCCUAAUCUUCUCCAAUCCUCUUCAAACCUUCCUCGCAGACGAGUCGGCAGACCCAGGAAAAACCCCAUCAAUUAUAAUGAUUCAAGGUGUUCGACUCAGUCAAAACAAAUAAAUGAUCUCGAAAAAAAAGUACAGGACAAAAAACCAGUGAUGGAAUUGUCAAGUCAACGAGUUGAUGACAAACUGAGGAACCCACGUCUGUCUGAUGGAUCGGGACACCCUGCGCGAGUGAUAUCCAGCAGUAAACCGGCUGAUCCGGAGGCAUCGACGACACGUGCGAUUCCUGAAAGAACCGGUCCUUCGCCCAUGUCGCGAAAAAAAGAACCAUGGAUGAGCGAACUCAAGAGCAUCUAUGCCUCCAACUUGAGUAAACGUUCUCCCGCCGAUCUCCUCGUCCCAUACCCAAAAGUGGGCGAUACUUACAAGACGGUCGAAGGCUUCAAGGGGGCUUGUUUGUUGGCUAGUUGGCCUGCUGGUCAUGACAUGCACGUCAGGAAUCAUUACAAAGCAGAUUUAUGGGAAAGAUGUGUUUUCACGUGUCGACAUGAUCGAUCACCGCCCAAAGGCUUGAGCUGUCCAUUUAAGAUAGUCGCGAUGGGAGACAAGACGAACGGAAACAGAUCGCAGCCGGUCGAAGAGUGGAAAGUGAUCAAGUCGCAUCUAGUCCACCGAAACCAUCCGGUAGGGCCAGGGAUGUUUGACCCGUUGGGCAAGCGAAGCUAUCGGAAACGAGCAGCUGGAGACGACCUGAACGAAACGACCACCAACACAAGCAUCCAGCCUCCCAAGAAAAGAGGAAGACCACCCCUUCCGCCAGUCCGGACGCAAAUUCCUCCACGCCCUAAGCCGCCCCCAUCCGUAUCCUUUCCCGCACCGACCGCUCAGACGGAAUGGUCAAGACUCAGCCUUUCCCCCUCUUCAUCCGACUCUGCCUCAAGUGCAUCCGAUGUUUACUCUCCUAACGCUUCUAGUAAUUCUUCAGCCUUAGAAAACAUUGAACCCUCGCGUCUACGGGUCAAAUAGUGAACUUUUUCCAUCUCUUAUCUUCACAUCUUUUACCUUCUCCCUGGUGCAACACCACGCUUGUUCAUUUAUAAUUUCAACCAUCUCCUUUCAUCUGCACAAGCAUUAUUAUUUAGCAUUCAAUACAUGGUUUCCCUGCUUUUUUUUUU